AUGGCCUUCGCUUUAUUUCUCUUAUUGGCGACAGUGGUUGCCCUGGUGGCAGUACAUCGCUACCUCAACCGACAAAAGCUACCAGCAGGCGUCCGCCCCUUACCGGGCCCUCGAGGCAUCCCAUUCAUUGGCCGAGUACACGACAUCCCGGAGAAUGCCUCGUGGCUAAAGUUUUACGAAUGGAGUAAGGAGUAUGGCGCCAUCUACCAGAUGGAGAUAUUUGGAACUGUCCAUGUCUGGAUUUCGUCUGAGAAGGUUGCCCAUGAUUUGCUGUCCAAGAGGGCCCUGAUCUACUCGGACAGACCGACGAUUCCCAACUUGCCUGAUAACAGGACCAGUGGUGAUUACCUUGCCUUGUUGGGCCGCACUGAAACAUGGAAGCGCCAACGCAAGCUCUGCAACCACUUGAUGCACACCUCGGCCCUCGCCUCGCUUCACUCAUAUCCUACCCGUGAGCGCGAUAGAUUUCUUUACCUCAUGGGAAGCGACCCUUCCAAGUACCUCGAGUGGAUCGAGCAGUUCACGUCUCGCACCGUCUCUCGCCUGUCCUGGGGAACCGCCAAACCAGCUCAGAUCCUCCGGCACACGACCUUUGGCCUGCUGCAGACCAUCUCACCUUCCGGCGCGUUGCCAAACAUCAUCUCCUUCCUGCAGCACGUCCCUCUUGCGCUAAGCCCGUGGAAGAAGAAGGAAGCGGCUAGACACGCGCUCGAGGACAGGUUGUUCAAGGCCAAUAUCGACUUUGUCAGGAGAAGUCUCGAGUCUGGAAGAGGUGAGGAGUCCUUUGUCGGCACGUUCAUGAAGAGUCAGUUGCCUGCUGAGGGUAAGGACGAGAAGGAGAGAUUGAAGUGGGGAGACCAAGAGGAGGCGAUGCAUGUUGUCGGUCUGAUGGCGAUCGCUGGGGCGUUGACGAUUGGGAGCCCGAUUCAGAGCUACAUCCUGGCCAUGUGUCAUUACCCCGAGGCUCAAAAGGCGUUGCAGGAGGAGAUUGACCGGGUUUGCGAGGGGAGGUGCCCGCAGUGGGAGGACAGGGAGAAGCUGCCUAUGCUGAGAGCGGUGGUCAAGGAGGUGAUUCGGUGGAGGCCGCCGGUGCCCACGGGCAUUCCCCAUGCGAUUGAGAAGGAUGAUGUCUAUGAGGGGUAUCUCAUUCCCAAGGGGGCGACGAUUCAUGCGGGCAUCACCCGCGAUGAGGAGACCUACCCCUGCGCCGAUGAGUUCCUUCCGGCCCGCUGGGUCGACCCGGCCUAUCCUACCUUCAAGGAGCCCCUCACACAAUACCCGAAUCUCAACGGCUUUUCUCAGUUUGGUUUUGGUAGGCGAACGUGCCAAGGCAUCCCCAUCGUGGAGCAGGAUCUGUUCCUCUCGAUGGGCGGCAUGGCCUGGGCCUUUGACAUCCGCAAAAAGGUAGACCCGGUGACCGGCAAGGUCAUCCCCGUGCACUGGAACGACUACACGCCUCUCUUGAUCGCCAAGCCCUGCAAGUUUGACUUUGACGCCAUCCCAAGACAGGAGGGUAGGAUGGAGGAGCUCAGGCAAAUGUUUGAUUCUGCGAGGGAGGAGGAAGAGCAACAAGACAAGGCGAUCGCGAUGGAUAUCAGCCAGUUUGAGAAGGACCUGGGUGCCGAGCAGAUUUACCGCGACAAGGCAUGUGAGAUUAGGUAUGCCGACGCUGCGGCGCAGUCGGAUGAGCUUGAGCAGACGGCCUCUGAGGGGUCUUCGACGCCACUGGAGCCUGGGCUUGAACUUGGGGAUUCGAGUUCCGAGGCCGAUACCGAGAGCGACUUCGGAAAGGAAUCGCUCAGCACGGGGAUGAGGGUUGUGUUGGACGGCCGGGUUGAGAAGACGCUCGGGAUUGAGCCUGUGGUGAGCGUGACGGGAGUACCAGGCGCGUGGAAGUGGGCUUAGUGAUGAUGGCUGGCCAUGAUAUUGCGAUGUUUCUAAUGAAUGAGGGCUGCAUUGGGAUUGGGACUUGGGCUGGAUAUUUGGGUCUAUCAAAGUGAAAUACCCAAAGGAAACUGCUAGUAUUUGGAUGGACGGAGUUUGGAAAAAAUGGGUUGGUUGUUUUGAUGAUCGACAGGGCGGGUGCCCUCUUUUCUUUUGAUUUUCUUUCUUAUUCAAUUAGUAUUAGCAUAACCUAAGGUAAGUUUCUUGGAGCAGAUAUCAACUGAACUCUCCUCUUGAAAUGACUAAGAAACGUGCCCUACAUGGCCAUCGAAGUAGCAAUUUGACUCUCGUUGUCUUGUGACUACGCUUAAGGGUGCUGGUGUUGUUCAAAGUUUAGUUCAAUGUUAACUCGUGCGA
Molecule: messenger RNA, 2301 nt
Organism: Podospora pseudocomata
Lineage: Eukaryota; Fungi; Ascomycota; Sordariomycetes; Sordariales; Podosporaceae
Exons: 3
Coding region: 1-1905 (634 amino acids)
Molecular function (GO): iron ion binding; monooxygenase activity; oxidoreductase activity, acting on paired donors, with incorporation or reduction of molecular oxygen
Source: RefSeq, a predicted model, not a curated record